This is a messenger RNA of Betta splendens (Siamese fighting fish), 1069 nucleotides long. RefSeq names its product methyltransferase 1, tRNA methylguanosine (gene mettl1). Gene Ontology annotation, molecular function: tRNA (guanine(46)-N7)-methyltransferase activity. The transcript has 6 exons. Gene Ontology annotation, cellular component: tRNA methyltransferase complex. The record is from RefSeq and is a predicted model, not a curated record. Gene Ontology annotation, biological process: RNA (guanine-N7)-methylation; tRNA methylation. Bases 148 to 873 code for a protein of 241 amino acids. Lineage: Eukaryota; Metazoa; Chordata; Actinopteri; Anabantiformes; Osphronemidae.
UGACGUAUAAACGCUGCGACCCAUUCGCUGCGAACAAAAUAAACGUGAUUUCCAUGUUAGCGGAGAACUCAAGAUAACUUAGGCUCAUUUAAUAACGAAGUGAAGGAUCGAACGUUGUUGGGAGUGAAAUCUGAUUUUGAUUCCAACAUGAGUUCGUCAAUGCCCCAGAAGCGGUACUACAGACAACGUGCCCAUUCAAACCCGAUGGCGCACCACACGUUUGAUUACCCUGUGUGUCCUGGAGAAAUGGACUGGUCCCAACUUUACCCAGAAUUCUUCACUGGGGACCCGUCUCAGAAGGAGAUCCCCAGAGUUGAGUUUGCAGACAUUGGAUGUGGAUAUGGGGGACUUUUAGUGGAAUUAUCUCCACUGUUCCCCGAAAAGCUCAUGCUGGGAUUGGAGAUCCGGGUGAAAGUGUCUGACUAUGUUCGAGAUCGAAUCCAGGGACUACGGGCUUCUGAACCUGGAAAAUAUCAGAACAUUGCCUGCCUUCGCAGCAACGCGAUGAAGUACCUCCCCAACUUCUUUCUGAAAGGACAGCUCAGCAAGAUGUUUUUUCUCUUCCCCGACCCCCACUUUAAGAAAACCAAACACAAAUGGAGGAUCAUUAGUUCCACGUUGUUGGCAGAGUACGCCUACACGCUGAGAGUUGGGGGUUUGGUCUACACCAUCACAGAUGUGGAGGAAGUUCACAUCUGGAUGGUGAAGCAUUUCACAGAACAUCCUCUGUUCACUCGUGUCACAGAAGAGGAACUGGUUGAUGAUGUCAUCAUAAGUCGUUUGGGAACCUGCACAGAGGAAGGAAAGAAAGUGCAGCGAAACGGGGGAAAGAAUUUUCUGGCUGUUUUCCGGAGGAUCGAAGAGUCCGAUUAACAGUUUGGACACAAGAGACUGAACAAGAACAAGACCCCAGACACUGGGGCUUAUUCUCCCAGCAGACGACCGAUACUUCUCUUUAUUUCAUUAUUGUACAUCAUUACUGAUUAUCUGUCUGAGUUUUAUUUUGGACAUGUUGUGUAUUUCACUUUCUUUUCUAGAUUGGCCAAGAAAAAUAAACUGUAAAAGAAUC